GCUCCGGGCUGCGAGGACGAGCCAUGGGGUGUUUAACGCAAACAAGUCCGGGGCAAGCGUGUCUCUGCACGAUGCUCACAUCAAGGUUGUCUGUGCCCAGCCUGCCCCAUCGCUGGAUGCCCGGCGUUACCAUGUUCGCGUUGAUCGCCUGUGUGGUCGCCUGCGCUGCUGCGGGCGAGGAUGCGGUCCCGGGGAGCGCGGUGGCGGGGGAGCAGGAGCUGGACGAGCCGGGCAGGGUGGCCUGGGAAGAGCUGGAGAAGAGCGGCGUCGCCGACAGGCACCAGGAGUCCUACAGCACGUUUGCGGCGGAAUUGUUAGAGCCGCGCUACUGGGGGGAUGAAGGUUGGUGCAGUCCUUUCAUUGUAACGAAGAAGAGAAGUUAUGCUUUCCCAUCCCCUCCUCCUGUGGAUCCUUUUGCAAAAAUACGUAUAGAUGAUUGUGGAAAGACUAAAGGCUGCUUUAGGUAUGGAAAACCUGGCUGUGAUGCAGACACGUGUGAUUAUUUCCUCAGUUACCGCAGAAUAGGUGCUGAUGUUGAAUUUGAGCUAAGUGCUGACACUGAUGGCUGGGUUGCAGUUGGAUUUUCAUCUGACAAACUAAUGGGAGGUGAUGAUGUAAUGGCCUGUGUGCAUGAUGACAAUGGCAGAGUUCGAAUCCAGCACUUUUAUAAUGUUGGUCAGUGGGCAAAAGAAAUAAAAAGAAACCCAGCCAGGGAUGAAGAAGGUAUUUUUGAGGACAAUCGAGUGACUUGUCGAUUUAAACGACCAGUGUAUGUUCCCAGAGAUGAAACUAUUAUUGACCUUCACUUGAGCUGGUAUUAUUUAUUUGCAUGGGGUCCUGCCAUACAAGGUUCAAUUACUCGACAUGACAUUGACUCUCCACCAGUAUCUGAAGAUGUUGUCAGCAUCUACAAGUAUGAAGAUGUGUUCAUGCCUUCUGCAGCUUUUCAAACCUUCUCUUCACCCUUCUGCCUGCUAUUAAUUGUUGCUCUGACUUUCUACAUAUUAAUGGGGACUCCUUAAUGAAAUCGUCGCAGAAAAAUAUUGAUAUAAAAAUACAUUUGAUCAUGAUAUUAAUGCAAUUUUGUUUCAGAAUAGAUUUAGCAUUGGAGCCUCGUGAAUGUAUGAUAUGACAAUAUAUUGGAAUAAUAAUCAGGAAUUGGUCAAAUGAAAGCUAUUUGUGAAAAGUAGGAAUUAUAGUUUCAAAUCCAUGGUUCACUGGUUGAUCGGUGCGGCUUAGGGAGUCCCUAUUUGGACAGAGUAUGAGGGCACCCUUGCCUAUCACUGUCAUCAUGUGCUGCAUGUGCCAAGGAAUGCAUACCUGAAAGACUGUGACUGUUACUGUGAACGUGAUUUCCUAGCUAACAUGCUAAGUAAUUGCUAAUUUAAUUGUUGUACUUAUACUUUGUAGGAUAUUUUUAUUUUACAAGGUUUGUUGAAAACUUAUUGUACCAGAUGUUGUCAUUUUAAACACUGAGUUGUGCCCAAAAUGUAAGAAUGUUUGUACAAAAUAAGUUUUAUUAAUUUUGUGUAAAUAACUAAAAGUAUUUUAUCACUAUUUAUUUGUAGAGAAUUCAAAUUGCAGUAAACUAUAGUCCAAGCUUUUAGCCUAUGUAAAGGAUAAAAUAGCCGGCAGAACAAUUGUAAAAGAAAAUCCAGAACCAAUUGAAUAUUUCUAUAAUGAAAUAUUUACGUUAAACUAAUCAUCAAUCGAAUCACAAUCAUAAUGUUAUUGUUUCUCUGGGGAUUUUCCCCAACGGUUCUCAUUAGAAUGAUUCAACUGAUGUCAUUAUAAAAUCUAAGAAUAUUAUACUUUUGAGUGAGACAAAAAUCAGUAGCAGUAUUGAAAUGUAAUAAUUCUUGCUGUGGAAUCUAUACCCAGUGUCUAGUGUGUAGGUCCCAGAACAACAAAGGAUGUCAUAUCUUUGUCCAAAAUCACAAAAUUUCAGCUAUAAAUAAAUAUGGCAUUAAGCUGUGCCAUUUUGAAAAGCAUUAGAGAAACGAUGGGAAAUUUGCAUAUCUAGACACAAAGAGGGCAGAGAAAAUCUGUAAAUGAUACAGAUCACAUGAGACAUUAAAUGUUAUUCUUCCAUAUCUAAAACUUAAUGUCAUACUUGAUCUAAAUCGUCUUAAGUUUUUUACAUUUCUACUUCACUGCAAUUUUAUAAAUAUCAUAUCGAUAAUGCAUGAUAAUGCUGUUUGCAUCCCAGAUUUUGGGAAGAGUAAAAGUCAUUUGGUCCUUGUACCUGGGAUCUUUGGGCACAUACAUGGGAACCCCCUCAUAAUAUGCUCUUGAUGCUUUGCUGCAAAAUCCAUACUUUUCAUUUAGAAAUCCGUCCAUGCUUUCUUGGAACCUUAAUUGAAUGAACACUCAUGUUAGGUAUCUAGUUACUCUUCAUCACGAAAGUUCAAAAUGAAAAGUAACUGUGUGAAGGAUUAUAUCUAGGUGAGGGAUGUCAAUAUAUUAAUCAUUUAAUUUCCUGGCAAAGGUCAUUCUUUUUUAAUAAAUUGAUGAAUGUAAUCACCUGCUUAUUGAUGGCCUUUCAGUCCAGCUAUCCUUGAUCUACUUUCGUAUUUCAUUGAAAGCUUGUGCCCACAUCAGAUGUAUAAUUUCCUGUGUGAGUCGUUUUUAUUUCAGUCCUUAAUUUUAAUGUUUUAUUGAUUAUCUGUGGCUAUGUAUCCACUAGCUAUUUUGAGGAUUGAUAAUUUAAUUGAUUACUUAGAUUGUUUUUUCACUUCAAUGAAUUUUUAAUGUUAGUGGUAUCCAAAGUGUUGGAAUAAACCAGCAGUAUCUGUG
Molecule: messenger RNA, 2796 nt
Organism: Amblyraja radiata (thorny skate)
Lineage: Eukaryota; Metazoa; Chordata; Chondrichthyes; Rajiformes; Rajidae
Gene: frrs1l
Product: ferric-chelate reductase 1-like
Exons: 5
Coding region: 24-1022 (332 amino acids)
Biological process (GO): regulation of postsynaptic membrane neurotransmitter receptor levels; regulation of glutamate receptor signaling pathway
Source: RefSeq, a predicted model, not a curated record